ACUAAGACACUCCAAGAAUAUGAUGAAUAAUGGUAGUAAUAUUAUGAAGUGGUUAUCUUGGUAUGGUAUAGGAGGUAUAACUGGUUAUAUAUACCUUAUUAAUGAUGAUAAUAGUCUGAGAUGUGCUGAGAAGGAUCCACCAUCACCACCUGAUUGGCCCUUCUGGUUUAAGGCAUUUUCCCAUUGUCAUGAUAUACCAUCAUGUAGAAGAGGUUAUGAAGUAUAUAGACAAGUAUGUGCUACUUGCCAUGCAGCUAGGUUUGUAUGCUUUAGGCAUAUGGUUAAUACGAUAUACCCUGAGAAUAGAGUUAAACAAUUGGCAGCUAGUUUUGAUUAUGAAGAUGGUCCUAAUGAUAGAGGUGAGAUGUUUACCAGACCUGGUAACCUUCUAGAUCCUUUCCCAUCACCUUAUCCUAAUGAGGAGGCUGCUAGGUUUGCUAAUCAAGGAGCAUCUCCGCCAGAUCUAUCACAACAAGCUGCUGCUCAUCAUGGUGGCUGUGAUUAUAUUAUGUCCUUACUAACAGGUUAUCGUGAUCCACCAGCUGGAGUAAGUCUACGUUCUGGAUUAUACUACAAUACAUAUUUCCCAGGAGGAGCUAUAUCAAUGCCACCACCACUUAAUGAUGGUGCUAUUGAAUAUGAAGAUGGUACACCAGCUGUAGCAUCACAAAUGGCUAAGGAUGUUUCACAAUUCCUAACUUGGGCACAAGAUCCUCAACAUGAUGAAAGGAAGCUUAUUGGAUUAAAGAUGUCAACAGCUGCAUUGGUAUGGUUAUUCAGUAUUAGUGUAUGGAAUAGGCAUGUAUGGACUAUGAUCAAGACUAGACGUAUUGACUUUACUAAGACGGUCUAUUAACAACAACUAAUAGUAACAAUACUAUUAAUAGUCGUCUUCGUCGUACAAGUGUUGCCUAUAUGGCUUCACUAUUAUCAACACUAUUGAUCAUCAUCAUCAUCAUGGUUGUCAUUGCCCUCCGU
Molecule: messenger RNA, 978 nt
Organism: Perkinsus marinus ATCC 50983
Lineage: Eukaryota; Perkinsozoa; Perkinsida; Perkinsidae
Exons: 6
Coding region: 20-856 (278 amino acids)
Biological process (GO): mitochondrial electron transport, ubiquinol to cytochrome c
Molecular function (GO): heme binding; electron transfer activity
Source: RefSeq, a predicted model, not a curated record